CAACAACAACAACAACAACAACAACAACAACAACAACAACAACAACAACAACAACAACAACAACAACAACAACAACAACAACAACAACAACAACAACAACAACAACAACAACAACAACAACAACAACAACAACAACAACACCAACAACAACAACAACAACAACAACAACAACAACAACAACAACAACAACAACAACAACAACAACAACAACAACAACAACAACAACAACAACAACAACAACAACAACAACAACAACAACAACAACAACAACAACAACAACAACAACAACAACAACAACAACAACAACACCAACAACAACAACAACAACAACAACAACAACAA
Molecule: messenger RNA, 342 nt
Organism: Microplitis mediator
Lineage: Eukaryota; Metazoa; Arthropoda; Insecta; Hymenoptera; Braconidae
Product: ataxin-8-like
Source: RefSeq, a predicted model, not a curated record